AUGAUUCCAGUAUACAGUACGGUGUGGACAGCUCUUGUGGUGUUUGCAGUAAUUUUCUUCUCUAACGUGUGUGCUAAAGAUGCACGGUUAAUUCAGACUCUUGAAGAUGAUAUUGGAGCAGAAAACUUCACUUACUAUAGGCUUCAGAGACCAGGAAGUCUUCGUUUAGAGUUGAUAAGCUUAAAAGGGGACGUGGAUAUCUACGUUAGCUCUACAGUUUCACAGCCAGAUUACUGGAAUUAUGACCUGAAGUCAGAAACCUGUGGCCUAGAUGUGAUUUCCAUACCAACCAAUAUGCCUCGACCAGUGCACUUAGCUUUGUUUGGUCACCCAAACAGCUUUGUGUCCAGGUACAGACUGUCCAUCUAUGAGGUGGACGAUCCGGCUGUGGAUGACUAUGAAGCACUGGUGGAUAAAUAUGAAAGGUAUUACUAUGAGGAAAUGAAUGGAGGGUCGUAUGAGCCACCAACUGAAAGAGAAACAUCUUCAAAAUCAUCAUCCAGUAAAGCACAGAAAGCUGACCAUCGAGCCGAAGUGGAGCUUCCCUUGUGGAUGAAUAUAUUAAUUGACACCCUAAAGUUUAUUAUUGAGGUUAUAUUGUGA
This is a messenger RNA of Candidula unifasciata, 603 nucleotides long. Lineage: Eukaryota; Metazoa; Mollusca; Gastropoda; Stylommatophora; Geomitridae. The record is from the annotation of a GenBank genome assembly.